AUGGCUAUGUCAGAUGAGGAGUGGGUGUCCCGUCUGAGAAGGUUUGCUGCCUCUGGGGUUUGGCCCUCUGAGGCAGGAAACAGACCAGCACCACGCCAGAGAAAGUGGCACGAACUGUACCUGAAGAUUGAGAAAUGUCCGAUGCAGCUGAGGGGACAGGCCUCUCUGUUUGGAGGGACACAGGCAUGUAGCUGUGGUUUCCAUACAAAGAAGCCUUCCAGCUCUGUCCCUGAGCCUCCACGACCUGAGCCUCCACGACCUGAGCCUCCACGACCUGAGCCUCCACAUCCUGGGCCUCCACAACCAGGUCCCUCAGCAGCGUCGUCUACACAGACAGAGCGGCCACGAACAUCUGGACUAGCAGCAACAUCUGGGCAGACACCUCGGAAGCCUUCUUUGACUUUGGCAUCGUUUAUGAAGCCAAGGUUUGGAGGGUCUCGUGGUGUUGCCUUAACGCCCAACUUAAGUUUGGCUGGGAAGCAUGUUAGCAAGGUCUCUAGCUCUUCUCCCGCUUCGACUAUGCCUAGCACUGUUAUAAGUGCCACGGCAAGCAGACCACAGUCGCCUGCCCGCAGUCCAAGGACAUUCAUCCAGGCUGUCUCUCCUCUCUCUCUUCCUCCCUCGCCUGUGGCCACAAGCACCUCCGCUGCCUCUGUUCCACCAGCUACUGCUAGAGCUGAAGCAUCAGCGUCCUCCUCAGCUCAUCUCAUCCCUCUGUCCUCUGUGCCGACCUCUGUGACCUCCGUUGAUGUCCCCUCCACUGCUCCAUCUCAGACUGGUUGCUCUGAGCUCACCACACCUGACCCUCUGCACACUCAAACAGCAGGAGAUGUGGAGACUCCUGCAGGUUCUGAGCCGUGCUGGCUCCCAGCAGAGAUGAAAAAGAACAUACCUGUUCAGGACCAGAAAUGGAUUUCCGCAGCCAUCUGGAAAAACCAGCGACUGCGCACAGACCUGAAACUCUGGUAUGCGCCACCAGAGCCAGCGCUUAUUUAUCAUCAGGCCCCCACUCCAGAACGUUUUUUCACACACAGACUUCUCUUAUGGAUGCCAUAUCACCUGUGGAAGGUGAAGCUGUACUGCCCUGCAUGUGGGAAACAGCUCACAGGUGCUGGAGCACACAAGAGGGCUCGCAAGGUCUUGGACAUUGACAGGUAUUACCUGUUAAUUACAGAGACACUGAGAUGCAAUUCCGUUGGUUGCAGGAUAAAUUACAUAUCCUCCAGCAAGACUGUCCUGGACCAACUUGAUAUGGCUCACAGGAUGGAGUUCAGACUCAUCCUGACUCAGAAAUUUGCAUGUGACAUCCGUGUCAUAAGAUUUUUGAGGGAGAGGACACUGGGUAACAGCCCCACCCGCUUGGUUAAACAGCUGAAAGAAAACCACAGCGAGGAGUGGCUCAAGCGCCUCUGCCGAUACCUUGGUGCAUGCUCUGACUUUGUAGCACAGCCAAGCUUGCUCCCUGUCAGGUUUCAGGAGCCCCCUGACCCAGUAGCUGUACCAAGUCACAGGUGGAUGUUGGCUGUGUAUGGGCGAGAUAUUCUGAGCAGACUUGACCACAUAAAAGCCAGCAUAACAUCCACCUUUGGUAGCAUACUCAAAAUGGACUCAACAAAAAAGAUAACCAAGAAGCUGUCAGGCACUGCCAAAGGGACCGGACUAUGGCUCACAUCAGUGAGUAAUGAGGUGGGCCAAAUCCUCAUCAGUGUCCUGACUGCUCAGGAGGGUUCCGGGCUGGACCUCAUGGCUGCAGACCUGAUCCAAAGGUACAGUAAUGCCGGAGUGGCUCCUCCUCAGCUCUUGUACGUAGACACUGACUGCUGCACAGAGCAAGGAGGACAAACUAAGCUCAAAGAGAGGUUUGGUGGGUGGCCGCAUGUAGUUGUUAAGCUUGACAUCUACCACUUCAUGCGGCGGCUGGCAUCAGGAUGUACCAAUGAUGCACAUCCCCUGUACCCCACCUUUAUGGCCAAGCUGUCAUGCUGUAUCUUUGAGUGGGACAGCAGUGAUGUAGCACUGCUACGGAGAGCCAAAAGGGAGCAGCUGAGGAGAGAUGGUGUCCCUGGUAUCACUGACAAAAUAGUGGACCAGCAGAUUACCAAAGAUGACCUGGCUCUGCACUGCAGAAGGCGGACAAGAGGGGAGGUGCAGACUAUCCUCAUGAUCGAGGCGCUGCUUAAUGAGCUGAUGGGUGUGAAGGGCAGAGACCUUCUUGGUGUCCCACUCUUGGACCAGGAGAGGAUGCAGCACAUUUGGAGAGUCCAGAAGAGGCAUGUAAAAUGCAUUCAGGACCAACCAGGUGUGCUCCUGUACACUGAGACAGGGAGUACCACCACCAAAGAGGGAGUUAUCCUCCCUAAAUACAGGUGCGCCAGGGGGUCAACAUCACUUGAGUCCUUCCACUGCCAUCUUCACAGGUUCAUUCCAGGAACGAGCGCAAACAGUCUGAAUUUUCAGCUGUACCUCCUGGAAGGCCUUAAUAGAUGGAACCAGGACAGAGAAGCUGCUUCUAUGGCAGUCAAGCCACCAUCACUGCUGAGCUACUCAGGGGACCUUGUACAGUGUGUGAACAAUUACAGUACCAAGGUACUUGGCAGGAAGCUCGUCCCAUCUUUUCAGCCUCCUUCUGUGUACACCGGUGAGUUUAAAUAUUCUGUCAUGUGUUCUUACACACAUAAACGAAAUACGUUUAUUUAAUUGCCAUU
This is a messenger RNA of Amphiprion ocellaris (clown anemonefish), 2705 nucleotides long. RefSeq lists its product as uncharacterized. Bases 1 to 2697 code for a protein of 898 amino acids. The transcript has 9 exons. Lineage: Eukaryota; Metazoa; Chordata; Actinopteri; Pomacentridae. The record is from RefSeq and is a predicted model, not a curated record.